AGAUAUGUGGCACACGACUAAUCAUCCAUCCACCCACUUCUCUCUCCCCCUCUCCAUGGCUAUGGCCACUGGAAUAGCCACCGGAUUACUUUACUCCAAUCAUUUCUGUCUCCCUAUUGUCUCCUCAUCCUCUUCUGAUGGGAUUAACUCAAAGUCUGUGAAACCCAGAGAUGAGUGGAGACAAAAGUCCCGACCCAUCCCUCCCGGUGGAACCUACCCGGCCAAGGAUCACUGCAGCCGAUGCGGGUUAUGUGAUACAUACUACAUUGCCCAUGUGAAGAAUGCCUGCGCAUUCUUGGGAGAUGGCAUGUCUAGAAUUGAAGCUCUUGAACCAAUGGUUCACGGUCGAGGAAGAAAAAUAGAUUCAUUGCAAGAGACGUACAUGGGAGUUCAUGAGGACCUACUUUAUGCUCGUAAAAUCAAUCCUGUAGCAGGCGCUCAGUGGACUGGUAUAGUGACCACAAUUGCAAUUGAGAUGCUUAGAACUGGCAUGGUUGAAGCUGUUGUAUGUGUUCAGAGCGACCCAGAAGAUAGAUUUACUCCUAGACCUAUCUUGGCAAGGAGUCCAGAGGAAGUUCUUGCUGCUAAAGGAGUUAAACCCACACUGUCUCCUAAUCUUAAUACUCUGGCAUUAGUUGAGGCUGCUGGUGUGAAACGUCUUCUUUUCUGUGGUGUUGGCUGCCAAGUGCAAGCUCUAAGAUCAGUGGAGCAUCAUCUGCAUUUGGAAAAGCUUUAUGUUCUUGGCACUAAUUGCGUGGAUAACGGAACUCGAGAAGGCUUAGAUAAGUUUCUGAAGGCUGCCAGUAAUGAACCAGAAACUGUUCUUCAUUAUGAAUUCAUGCAAGAUUACAAGGUUCAUUUGAAGCAUUUAGAUGGCCACAUUGAAGAGGUCCCCUAUUUCUGUCUCCCAGCAAAUGAGUUAACUGAUGUGAUUGCUCCUUCCUGCUAUAGCUGUUUUGACUACACGAAUGCUUUAGCGGAUUUGGUGGUAGGUUACAUGGGUGUGCCAAAAUAUGGUGGAGUUAGCAUGACACAACAUCCACAAUAUAUCACUGUUCGAAAUGAACGUGGAAGAGAGAUGUUAAAUCUGGUAAAAGAUCUUCUGGAAUUUACUCCCACAGUUAGUCAGGGUCAAAGGCAUCCGUUUGUCAUGGAAACUGUAAAGGCUGACGAUGAUGCUAAAUUAGGCAAAGGUCCGUCUCAACCUGCCCCAAGAUUCAUCGGCAACUUAAUAGCAUUCUUUUUAAAUCUGAUUGGUCCAAAGGGUCUUGAAUUCGCUCGUUAUUCAUUGGAUUACCACACCAUCAGAAACUACCUCUAUGUCAAUCGUGCUUGGGGAAGACAAAGAGCUGACAGGCACAUACCAUCGUACGCAAAGAAAUUAGUGUCUAUGUACAACAAAAAUGGCGAAAUUGAUCGAAUGAUUUCUAAUAAAUAACGAAGUUCAUCAUAUAAGAUUGGGUAGAUAUUUGUGAUCAUGUGGUAUUAUGAUGUUAUUUUUCCAUAACAUUUGUCUGGAUUUCUUUAAUUUUGUUGUUUGAAUGUAGAUACUGUUUGCUAUAUCUUUAUUUAGUUGUAGGUUGCAAAGUGACAAUCUUGCAGUAACUUCACUGUGUAGUUUUGGUGCUCGUAAUCUUUUCGAGCUUGGUACAAGUUUCGCCAUGCAAAUUACUCAUCUCAACUCAGAGAAUAAUAAAGAGAAGCCAUUAAUUAUGCC
Messenger RNA from Striga asiatica, 1717 nucleotides. The record is from the annotation of a GenBank genome assembly. NCBI's taxonomy places the organism in Eukaryota, Viridiplantae, Streptophyta, Magnoliopsida, Lamiales, Orobanchaceae.